UUCUGUGCAGUCCAAUGCUCGCUGUUCGACGUACUAUCUUAUCUGCCUCAUCAUCCUCCGUUGUGAGAUCAUUGACAGCUACGCUCCGUCCUAUCCCUCUGUGCUCGACCAGCCCCAUCCGCCGAGCAUCAUCUACCUCUAGAGUCAUCAUGGAGCCCGUCUUUUCCAAGGAAGCUGCCCCUCCUGCUGGUCCUUAUUCCCAGGCCAUUAAGACCCCGAGUGCCAUCUACUGCUCUGGCCAGAUCCCCUGCGAUGCAGAGGGCAACCUGAUCGAAGGCACCAUACAGGAGAAGACGGCUGCGUGCAUCAAGAACCUCAAGGCUGUCCUCGAGGCUGCCGGCUCGGGCAUCGAGAAGGUAGUCAAGGUCAAUGCCUUCAUCACAGACAUGGCCAACUUCGCGGCCAUGAAUGAGGAAUACUCCAAGUGGUUCACCCACAAGCCUGCUCGCAGCUGUGUCGCUGUCAAGACGCUCCCCAAGAACGUUGAUGUUGAGAUUGAGUGCAUUGCUCUGCCUUGAGGGAGUUCUCGUCAAGGAUAUGCGCUCUCAGGGGACGACGGACCAGUGAUUGGAAAGCAUCGAGUGCAAUAUGCAGCAUGAGGUAGAAUGCAAUGGAAAGGACGAGAUUGGGCCCACGGCUUGUCGACUAAUUGCCUCAACUGCCUGCCUGCCGGCGCCCCCCAAAUUUUCCAUCCCAACUUGUCUAUAUAGGUCAUGAGAGCAAAGUUUCUGUCACCCUUCAAUGGGCGCGCCCCCAUUACAUGAUCCCAAUAGUGUAGUGGUAACUUUCAAGGUUGCUUGCAAUACUUGUUAGGAAGAGGCCAACUGUUCGAGUCUCGCAAAGGUUGCAAGAGGAUGUGUUUGAGCUCACGCGGGACCGCCUUCCUGGCCAGACUCAGAACAGGUCGCAUGGGUUGGGCUUCGUCGAAGUGCGAUAUUUUUGCCAUUUCUCCUAUUCUUUUCCUCUUUUUCCCCCUCCUUCCUGUACGUGUGCGUGUGUGUCUUUGUUUUUUUUGUGAGGAUCUCUUUUUUUGUUCAUUCUUUUGGAGAUGCCCUCCAACCCCCCCCCCCCACCUCAACACAACCCUCUUUUGCUUAUCGUAUUUUGCCUCUGCUGCUCAGUACCGGGCCACAAGGUGUUUAAUUAGGCAAGGCACUUCUAUGAGGAUAUUUUCGUUUCAUUCAGCAUAUAUUACAGACCUCUUUCGAAUAGAGAUGGUGUAUCGAAGGAGUGUGAGUAAGAAUAUGAAUGAGCAUUUGGCUCCUCAGUCGCGUGGUGUUGCUGCUAUGGACAAACAGUCAGACGACAUUGAGAAGCGUGAUUCGAAAUUCCGAGAAUCAGGGCGUGAUGGAAUGUACGGGGACGAUGGACUACUGAGGAGCACCAAAACACACGGGCACGAUGGUACGAGCAUGUCCUCAGGUAAGAUUUUAUCGGUCAAGCUCACGGGUAUUUUUCUUGAUAAAGAUUUGUAUUUCCUUCUAUCUUGUCUAGACUGGAACAUCAUUGCUGUCUGAAUCU
Cryphonectria parasitica EP155 is the source of this 1521-nucleotide messenger RNA. RefSeq lists its product as uncharacterized. The record is from RefSeq and is a predicted model, not a curated record. Gene Ontology annotation, molecular function: deaminase activity. NCBI's taxonomy places the organism in Eukaryota, Fungi, Ascomycota, Sordariomycetes, Diaporthales, Cryphonectriaceae. Gene Ontology annotation, cellular component: mitochondrion; cytosol. The transcript has 4 exons. The coding region runs from base 150 to 518 and encodes 122 amino acids.